Messenger RNA from Fopius arisanus, 771 nucleotides. Its product is annotated as translocon-associated protein subunit gamma. Bases 129 to 677 code for a protein of 182 amino acids. The transcript is spliced from 3 exons. Gene Ontology annotation, cellular component: membrane; endoplasmic reticulum. The record is from RefSeq and is a predicted model, not a curated record. Lineage: Eukaryota; Metazoa; Arthropoda; Insecta; Hymenoptera; Braconidae. Gene Ontology annotation, biological process: SRP-dependent cotranslational protein targeting to membrane.
CCCUGGACACGUCAGGGGAUUGUGUUCUUUCGUUUCAACAUAUCUCCAGCUCCACCAUAAUCCUCUUGUGUUGAUCAUUGAACAGUGAAGGUUCUCUUCGAGUGUCUGUUAUUUUUUUAUCACAAAAUAUGUCUGGAAAAUCCAAAGCCUUCACCAAGGAGGAGGAGCUCCUCCUCCAGGACUUCUCCAGGAACGUGUCGACCAAGUCUUCAGCAUUAUUUUAUGGAAAUGCUCUCAUCGUUGCAGCGAUUCCUAUCUGGCUUUUCUGGAGGAUUCACCUCAUCGAUCUGUACUCCAAUCUCAUUUCCUUCGUAAUUGUAACGCUCGUCAGCACUUACGCCCUUGCGUUAGCGUACAAAAAUACGAAAUUCGUCCUGAAGCACAAGAUCGCAGUGAAGAGGGAAGAUGCAGUGACGAGGGAGAUGUCCCGAAAGCUCGCUGAAGAUAAAAAAAUGAGUAAAAAGGAAAAGGACGAGAGGAUCCUCUGGAAGAAAAACGAAGUUGCUGACUACGAGGCGACGACUUUCUCCAUCUUCUAUAAUAAUGCCCUUUUCCUGGCAAUCGUCAUCUUCGCGUCGUUUUAUCUUCUGAAAAGCUUCACACCAGCUAUUAAUUAUAUUUUCUCAGUUGGUGCCACCAGUGCGGUCCUCGCUCUUCUCUCCACAGGAUCCCAGUGAACUUUUGCAUUUAUCGAAUUCAUGUAGGGUAUUCCAUUAUAAAUUUUUCUUUUAUACCUGUGUAAAUUAAUGCCCAAUAAAAAUUUAUUUAUAA